This is a messenger RNA of Closterium sp. Yama58-4, 1311 nucleotides long. NCBI's taxonomy places the organism in Eukaryota, Viridiplantae, Streptophyta, Zygnematophyceae, Desmidiales, Closteriaceae. The record is from the annotation of a GenBank genome assembly.
AUGGCAGGUCGCUUCUUCGCGUCUCCCGCGCUUCCGCCAGGCUCCCCCGAAGCGGGAUACUGCAGCGCUCCCCCCGGUUACGUCUCCGCCGAUGAGCCCGGCUCGGCGCGCAUCCCAACGGUCAGCUCGCUCCAAGACCGACUUACAGCCGCUCCAGAAACCGCCAGCGGCCACGUGUCAUUGGGCAAGGCGAGUAAGGCUGCGGAAUCGUUGGCGCCAAGCGGGAAGUCGGGGGGAAACGCGGAAGGGGAAGGCGGAGCAGCCAGAGGGGAACAGUUGGCGGAGGAGGAAGCGGAUAAGGCGGAGGAUGCGGGGACGGAUGAGGGGGAGGAUGGGGGGGAGGAUAGGGGGGAGGAUAGGGGGAAGAUGGACGGAAGUGGCGAGCGCAAGGGGCCAGGCGAAGGGCAGAAGGAGGGCGGGGUAUUGGGGAAGUCGGGGGAGGGGGGGAGUGAUGGCGGAAAGGGGGGGAGCAGCGAGGGCGAGUGGUGCGAGGCGCUGGGCGGGGAGGUUUGUCUGGUGGCGUGCAGGCGCCCGCAGCUGGUGGCGCGCAGUGAGAGGGGGCGGGGCGCUGUUUGCGUGAACAUCGAUGAUGAGCUGGAGGGGCGGGGCCUAUCACGGCGGGUGGUGCAUGUGUGCAGCAGCGCGCCGCACAAGAAGGCCAACGCCGCCCUGCUCCUAGCAGCGUAUCUGAUUCUGCGCCAUGCCAUGCCAGCCGAUGCUGCCCACGCGGUGCUGCGCCCCUUGGAGCCGCUGCCGCCCUUCAGGGACGCGUCUAACGGCGUGUGCACGUUCCAUAUCACCGCACUCGACUGCUGCCAGGCACUGGAGCGCGCGGAGGGAGCAGGCCUGUUGACAGGCUUCAGCGUGGGCGAGUACGAGCGUCUGGAGCAGGCAGACCUCACGUGGAUGGUGCCGGGGCGGCUGCUCGCCUUCAGCACGCCUGCUGAUGACCCCGCUAGCGUCAUGGAGGGAUACCUGACGCCCGAGGACUAUGUGCAGUACUUCCGCCAGGCAGGCAUAGCGGCCAUAAUCCGCCUCAACAGGCGCGUGUACGACAAGAGGCGAUUCACCCGCCAUGGCUUUGCCUUCUACGACCUCUACUUCCCUGAUGGCGGAGCCCCCUCGGAUGGCAUAGUGGAGCGCUUCUUCGCCGUGGUGGAGGGCAGCAACGGGCCUGUCGCCAUCCACUGCAAGGUGCCGUGCUGCUCCCUUACCCGCUUCUCUCUCCUGCUUCUCCCGUCUGUUCCACUAUCUGCAUUGCUGGCUUGCCACGCCUGCUGCUCUGCUGUGCCUUGCCAGGCACCCCUCUGA